Aspergillus clavatus NRRL 1 is the source of this 894-nucleotide messenger RNA. RefSeq lists its product as uncharacterized. The record is from RefSeq and is a predicted model, not a curated record. Lineage: Eukaryota; Fungi; Ascomycota; Eurotiomycetes; Eurotiales; Aspergillaceae. The transcript has 2 exons. The coding region runs from base 1 to 894 and encodes 297 amino acids.
AUGGGCAGACAUGGUGCAUCAUCAUUCCCUUUUCUCUUCUUCAUCUCAUUUGGUCUCCUCAUUACCACCACUCCCUUAGCUUCGGGAUCAUGCUACUACCCUGACGGCACACUCGCCGGGGCCGAGUACCAAGCAUGCAGCAAUUACGAGGGCGCCAUCGGCCCGUGCUGCGCAUUAAAUCGCACUACGGAGAUCAGUAACGGAACUUCACAAAAUUGGACGCGAGAUACAUGCCUUCCAAACGGGCUGUGUAAGAACGUGUCAUUCCAGGAAGGCAAAACAAUUUAUGCCUACUGGCGGGAUCAGUGUUCGAGCCCCGACUGGCCCGGCGACAGAUGUCCGAGAAUCUGUCUUGAAGGAAGUGGUCGUAACAACACCAUGGAGCUCACCAAGUGCGAUACCGACAAAGACGAGAAUUCGACAACGUGGUGCUGCGGAUUGAAUAACUAUACCUGCUGUGGCACGCCGGAAGCGUUUACGCUUGCGCCGACAAUGAAUGCGCAACCGAGCUCAUCGUCUGCGUCCAUGACGACGAUGCACAGUUCGGCGUCGUCCUCAAUCACCGCUGCGCCGUCUUCAUCAACGUCGACAAGAGAAGCAUCUAACACUCAAACAUCGGCAAGUGAAACAUCUAACACCCAAACUUCGGCUUCGCAUUCCACCCUCUCAGCAGGCGCAAAGGCUGGAGUUGGCGUCGGGGUUUCUUUAGGUACCGUGGCGAUCUUCAGCGUAUUGGGCUUUUUUUUGUUCAAGUGGCGGAGGCGAGGGGCCAGUUCUACCCCUAUUAAGCAAAGUCACCCCAAUGCUCCUGUGAGAAAGAUACAGGAUCGUAUACAGGAAUUGUCGGCUGGUAAGAUGGCAAAGACCUAUGAAUUACCUGGUACCUACGACUAG